Sphenostylis stenocarpa is the source of this 990-nucleotide messenger RNA. The record is from the annotation of a GenBank genome assembly. Lineage: Eukaryota; Viridiplantae; Streptophyta; Magnoliopsida; Fabales; Fabaceae.
AUGAAAAUUGUGAAGGAAUGGUUGAAGGGGUGGAAGACUGUGCUUAGCAUGGUUUUAGUGCAAGUUUUUGCAACGGGGAUGCAGAUUCUGUCCAGGGUCAUACUUGUUGAGGGCACUUUCAUUUUUGCACUUAUUGCCUAUCGUCACGUUGUUGCUGCUGUUUGUGUUGCUCCUUUUGCUUUCUACUUUGAAAGAGGCCGCCAGAAGAAGUUAAGAUGGUCGAUUUGGUGCUGGCUCUUCCUCAACGCCUUUGUGGGGUACGCAUUGCUAAUUUCUUCUUUCAUUCCGAUAAGAAGGAUAACACUGGCCAUGGGACUGUUCUAUUAUGGUCUGCGAGACACAUCAGCUACUUACUCUGUCAAUUUUCUCAGCUUGGUUCCCAUCUCCACGUUCAUUUUCUCUGUUAUAUUCAGAAUGGAGAGAGUCGGGUUUGAAAGAUGGACGUGUAAAGUGAAGACAGUAGGGGCAAUGUUGUGUGUUGGGGGAGCAUUAACAACUAGUCUAUACAAAGGGAAGGAGUUCUAUGUUGGUCUAAGUAGGCAUCACAUUCACAGUGCAACACUUGUGUCAUCCAAAACCAACAUGCUUCGUGGCACUAUCUUUUUGGUUGCUAGCUGCUUCUCAUACACAGCUUGGUUCAUAGUGCAAGUUAAGCUGCAUGAAAUAUUUCCAUUCAAAUACUGGGGAACAAUGCUUACGUGCGUUAUAGCAUCAAUUCAAGCAGCCAUAGUAGGAAUAUUCUUAGAUUGUAGAAAUGUUACGUGGAGUUUAAGCAUGGUUGGCAUGAUUUUGAUCCUGAUGGGAUUGUACUCAUUUUUGUGGGGCAAAGGAAAAGAGACAGAAAGUAUGGUUGAAGCUUCUGGAGAGGUUUCAACAGGCAUGGCAGCAGAUUCUAUAGGAGUUCAUUCCACGGCCAUAGUAGUACCAAGUAUUUUACCCAGUAAUGCACUUCUUGGAGUUGACAAGACUGAUAGAAAUUCAACAAUAUAA